AUGCACAAGAUUUCCAACUUCACCGGCCAAGCUCGCCAUGGUUGGGACAAGAUGACGCCUGCAAUGGGUUUUGGCCGUCCGCACCACCAGGACAUGUCCAUGCCGCCCACCAACAUCAAGCGGAACAUGGCCACACAGCACCAGAUGCAGCCGAAUCCACAGGUCCCGGGCCAUCUUGUCAACCUCUCAUUCAACAUCCCCUUUGCUUCGAACCUCAGUGGCCCCGACCCAGACUCGGUCAUCUACGCCAGUCCUGGAGCUUACGCGCGCUGGACGCAUCCUCAGCCGAACAAUCCCGAUUCUCCGCCGCCGAACCACGAGCUCCCUGUCCACGCCCGCAAUGUCGACAACCUGCGAUCCUUGUGCAAGGUCAUUACUGAAGCUAGCAAUGCUCAGGUCCAGGCCACCGUCACCUCAGCCCGGCCCAAACCCGUGCCUGGCAUGCAGCGAGGCCCCCUGAACACUCUCGUCACAAAUGUCUGUCUUUCCGGCGACUCAGAUUUGGUCUACAAGAUGCGAGCAAAGAUCUUGAAUGAGACUCCCAUCACCUUGCGCUCCGCUACCGUCGAUGUGGACUCGACACUAAUCAUGGUUCCUGGCACCGAAGGAGUCCGUACAGACGUUCUGAGACACAUGGACGACAUCUCGGACCGUACCAAAGCCGACAUCUUCCUGCUCAACCCUCGUCCCUUGGACGUUGACUCGGCCAGCAUCCAUGGUACCAUAGACAGCCUUGUCGAAAACCGAUUACGUCUGAUGAUCUUUGGUGACAUGGAAUGUUGCGAGCAUGCAAAGACCAGGAUCUUGAUCAUGAUCGACCAAAUCCUCAUGCGACAAGUCGACACGAUCAAGCUUGAGCUUUCUCUCCACACCCUCAUCUGUGGCCGACAUCGCCGCAACAUCAAGCUCAUCGAGUCAGCUACCGGUACUGCCAUCUACUUCCCUCCGCUAUUCCCUGGCAUCUUCGGGUAUAGCCCUGCCGGCUCAUACCCUCGUGCCAGAGACGAGAUCAUCAUUACAGGCGAGAGCCAAGAGAACAUCAUGCAAGCCAAAAGACGUCUUCAAGACCUCGUCCUCACAACAAAGACAUUUGUCAAAGAUGUCGCCAUCACAACCAGCAAGGUCGACUACAUCUUGCUUGAGCGUUUGGACAAGAUUCGCAAGAUUGUAGAACAGAACGGCUCCUACGUCCUCCUGCCUCCUCUUGGCAACCACAGUGGUCUCUUGCGUGUACAAGCGACCGACAUUCUGAAUGUCGAGCGCACAGUGCGCGAUAUCAUGUCUCUGGCCGGUCAGUUCUAUAGCGCUUCAUGGUGGUUGACUCAGUUGGACCCCAUGCAAAGGCAGCCAACACCAUCCGACAUCCGUGCCAUGCUGCCCGACAUAUGCAUCAAUUCAGGCGCCGAGAUCAACUUCGAGAAGCUCAACUUCCAUAUCAAUGGAAGUGACGAUUCUGUCAAGGCCGCAAUGACCAUUAUCAACUCGCUGCCCUUUGUCAAGAAGGCCAACUCGACUCUGCGGGUCAAGGUUGAGCUUGCUAACGAACACAAAGAGUUUGUGAGCGGAAAGAAAAAUGGCAAGAUCAACAAGAUUAUGAGCCAGAGCAACGUCCAGAUUGUUUUCGAUGGCUUCAAUGAGUACAACUUCUACAUUGACGUACGCGGUGCUCAGUACGAAGCUACCAAAAAUGGUCUCGAUCUGGUCGAGCUGGAAAUGCCCGCUUCUAUCUCCUUCCACGUUCCGGAUCAAUACCACAAGCGCAUCAUCGGUAUCGGCGGUCAGCAUAUUCAACGCAUCAUGAAGAAGUACUCUGUGUUCGUCAAAUUCUCAAAUGCUAUGGAUAGAGGCGGCAUUGGCAAAGACGAUGACGAUGUCAAGGUCGAUAAUGUCAUCUGUCGUACCCCUGCAAGAAACGCCGACAACCUUGAACUUGUCAAGCAAGAGAUCAUGGACAUGGUCGAGAAGGUUGAUGCGGAGUACGUUUCCGAGCAAGUCGUCGUCGACAGACUCUAUCACCGUGAAUUGGUUGCUCGCAUGCCCGAAAUCGAGGAGCUCGAGAAGAAAUGGAACUGCAAAAUCACCUUCCCCGGAACAGAACAGGCAAGCGAUGUCAUCACCGUAUCUGGGCCUGAGUACCAAGUUCCUCAAGCCGUGGACGAAUUCCUGGGUAUGGUGCCUGAGAGUCACGAUAUCUCGUUUCCAAGCACGGUGGAACUUCGCACUUUCCUCAUGUCUGCAGAGUUUCACGACGAUGUUUUGCAGAAGCUCAAAGACCAGUAUGUUGUCGAAGUCAUUGUCCAGUCGCCAAAGCACGAAAGAAUCGGCGACGAGGAUGUUGAAGUCGAGAAUCUCCUUCUCACCUACACACGUAACAAUGCUGGCGGUCUGAAAGAUGCUAUCGAUUUUUUGGUCCUCGGGCUUGUUUCUCAUGGGCUGAGCGCGAGCACUGUGAAGGGUGCUAUCCCUCGACCAAAAUCUGACUCUUUCGAGGACUCGAUGCCAUACUUCGACUCUAAGCUUCUGCAGCGCGCGGAACCACCUGUCGUCGCCGAGUCGCCUACACGCACUCACUUUGGCAGUGGAGAAAGUAGUGAAGGCCAUCGAUCUAUCUUCGACAGACUCAGGAAGCCGGGUAGUAUGUCGUCCUUCUCGUCUUUCCUCGAGAGACGCAAGAACAGUUCCAACUCUCCCGCGUCCUCAUUGUUCAAGCAUGCUUCGAACAAUGCUUCCAAGGCCUCGCUGCAAAGCAUGGAAUCGCGAGAAUCGGGCUAUCGCAAUCCUUGGAAUGACAAUGGCCCUGACGCCGAACCUGAUAGCGCCAACAAUCAGGCAAACGGUGGAUGGGCAACUCUGGCUGCGGCAGGCAGCCGACCAGCCACUUCGUCGGCAUCGCUUACUUCGUCGACACCUUACGAAAGCAAAUUUCCUUUUGGCGCCGGGCGUAAUGGCUCUACGACUUCGCUUAACACCACUUUGAUACCCGGGCUAGGCGGCGACGUCGCCUCCAACAAUGCCCACUACCAUACCAAUGCCAACCGGUCAGCCUCGAUUUCUGUCGAGGUUGUCAAUGCCAACAGCGGCAAUGUGUCCGCAUCGUCAUCCUCAUCUACACAUGGCCCGGUUGGCUCGCGUCCUUCGAGUUCUGCUGCUGCUGCACCUGCUUCUGGAUACCCGGCUCCCAUAGGGCCUCCGCAAUGA
Molecule: messenger RNA, 3198 nt
Organism: Aureobasidium melanogenum CBS 110374
Lineage: Eukaryota; Fungi; Ascomycota; Dothideomycetes; Dothideales; Saccotheciaceae
Exons: 3
Coding region: 1-3198 (1065 amino acids)
Biological process (GO): nuclear division
Cellular component (GO): cytoplasm; nucleus
Molecular function (GO): mRNA binding
Source: RefSeq, a predicted model, not a curated record